UUCAUGGCUCAUUCCAGUUCUCAGAAAUCCAUCUCUUCUCAGGAAAGAAAGCCAGUUAAAAAGUUCGAGUAAAAAUGAAUUUCAGAACAUUGACGAGAAUCUGAACAGCUCAAAGCGACUGAUCCAACUGGCAGCAGAAGCUCAAUUCGGCGGACGAUUCGACGUCAUCUGUGCCAAUGGAGAUUUCAGUUAUGUGACGAAUACUGAACUGUUCUGCCAAGAGACGAAAGGAGACGUCUCAUGCUACACCUACAGACAAUUAUAA
Molecule: messenger RNA, 265 nt
Organism: Haemonchus placei
Lineage: Eukaryota; Metazoa; Nematoda; Chromadorea; Rhabditida; Trichostrongylidae
Source: the annotation of a GenBank genome assembly